Tuber melanosporum (Perigord truffle) is the source of this 1062-nucleotide messenger RNA. RefSeq lists its product as uncharacterized. Bases 180 to 497 code for a protein of 105 amino acids. The record is from RefSeq and is a predicted model, not a curated record. NCBI's taxonomy places the organism in Eukaryota, Fungi, Ascomycota, Pezizomycetes, Pezizales, Tuberaceae. The transcript is spliced from 3 exons.
CCUUUGCAGCUUCAAAGCUUCUUAUUGUUCUUCUUCGCUUCUUCCGUGAAUGCUACUUCCAUUUUUCCUUCGUUGAUUUGACGCUUUUCUAUUUCACUUUCCUGCCCCCCCUCCCCCCCCGGAAAGCACCUUUGCACUCGAUGAGACUUUAACGGUUACGCAAAGCAAAAGCAAAAGCAAUGUCUGUCCUCGAUGACGACUCCUUUGAAGAGUACUUCGACUCUUCCCCCGGAAGCUCUCAUGCUAGCGCUGAAUGCGCCGCUGCCAAAGGCCGUUACGAUUCGUGCUUUUUUAAGAGCUAUAACGAUCGAUAUCGAGUCGGUGAAGUACGCAUGGAUGAAUGCAAGGCUUUGUUUAACCAGUACAAGAAUUGUCUUAAUAAAACUCUGAAUACCGGCAGUCCUCCGAGAGAUAGGCUCCCGCCCAGGGUAGCUGUUCCACCCAAGAGAGUCACGGAUCCGGACGAAGCUUGGAAGAGAAUGACGAGUAGUAAGUGAGGUUAGCGGUGGCCUGCCCGGGCCAUGGGUCUGUUGGUGUUGGAGUUGGGUUUGAUAUUUUGCCCUUGCUCUCGCUGUUCCCCGUGAGUUUCUGAGUUUCUGCGGGUUCGGAAAUGGACGGGUUCUGCUCGGAGGCCUUUUAAAUUUCGGUUUAGGAUGUUUUCUUUUUCUCUCUUCUGUUUUCUCUUUGCCUUCUCCCUAGUAUACCCCUAUCGCUUGGGCUUCCUUAGGGAUCCGUUCUUGUAUUUUAUCAACUUGCGUACCUUUUGUUAAUGUGGAAUUCGCUUAUUGGAGUUUUGGGGUUUGGCCGUGUUGAUGCUGGUGUGACAUGUCUGAGGAAUGCUAGCUCAAGUGCUCGGUAUCGUCCCGUGUGCGGGCACUUGAGUUUAGUUCGUGCCAAAUCGGUGGUUGCUUUUCUGUUUGGGAAAGGUUUUUGAUGCAUUUUUUGGUAGACUUGGGUGCGGAACUGGAUUGAAACGGAGGGCGGGUUAAGCAGCUUUCACAAUGAAUUUCAUAGGGAUAGGAGUGAUUUACUUACUGGUGUCAUAACUCUGUUCGGGCUCGA